AUGGCGCAGUCAGUCCUCUCCCAAACGCAUCACGACAAAGUCACGGAAGCCGAAGGAAGCGUGCUCGAUAUCGCGCGGCAAUCUUCGUCGUCAGGUCAUCAAGACGUCGGCGAUAUCGAGGUGGAACUUGGCAUGGGCGCUCAUAGGGACAUUGGCAGGCGCGGCAGUCGGGCAGGCGACUCGGGACGACGAGAGGGCAGCGGCAAGAGCAGUUUCUCAAGAUGGAGGCUUCAAGCAUCUACCCAAUUUGCGCGCGAAAGCCUGGGUAUCCAAUUCCGACACUCGGAUGACACCAACGAGAAGCACCGCACGUAUGAAAACACCAUCGAAUCUGAAAGCGAUCCGCUGAGCAGCAGUUCUCGAUCAUCACCUCGUUUCCGGCCAUCACUGAUGAUUCGUAAACCCGGUUUCUUGCGCAGCAGCCAGAACGGACGAGUGGGCGCCAAUGGGAAUGGUAACGGUGGUGCAGGUAAUGGUAACGGUAAUGGGAAUGUGGAUAGACGCGUCAGUGACUAUCGUUCCUGGUCGCCCAACUACCAAAUUAAUUUGCCUUUCCAGCCUCCCUCUGGACAAGGGGCGCUAUCUGCUGCCCAGGCAACCUCGACGGCGGGGUCUCUGUCCUACCUGACUGCUCCUACCACAACCGGCCACCACGAAGCUGAGCUAUCUGAAUCAUAUCCGGUCGCACCUCCUUCGUACGCUGCUUCUGUUCUCACCAACGGUGGAGAAUCGCCUCUAUCGGUCCCUCGUUCCGUCGGCCAGUCUUCGUAUCCAACUAGUGGGCCUGUUGCGAGCACCCACCCUCCUGCGAAAGGCAAGCGCAAGAGCGAUGACCUCUUGAGCAGCCCCAAUCAGACCUCAGGUGGCAAUAAAACUUCUCCAGACACCUUCUCUUCCGACCUUACCCCACCGUUCCCUAUUCGCGAUCUAUCCAAAGAAGACAGAGGGAGUAUCUACGACCAGAGUAUCGAUGAAGACCCCAAAGUCCUCGGUGGAAGCGCCGUACGCCAGGUAUUGAGAAGCCUGAGUCCCCGCACUAGCAAGGCCAGCUUUUUGCCAAGGCGAUCUUUCAUUCAUGGACAUAGCAGACGAGAGGCUUCUUCGAGUCUCGAGAUGGAGCCGAUGCGCAGUCCGACUGAGCAGAGGCCCACCUCUUCUGCUCCUCCACCACCGCUUCCUUCUCCCAACACCCAAGCCAGCCUCUCCGCCGCCCAAGCUCGACAUGAAUCACGCCCCCUUCCUCCAAUACCUCAGCACCCGACGAUCAAUUCUCCACCACCGACACCAUCUCAACCGACAGAGCCGCAGCGCCCUGAGGCUUCGCAGACCACGUUCAAGCUGACACCGCCAUCAGCGAGCGCGAGCACGCGAUUCAUCGUAACGCCGCAACGCUCCAAUUCCGACGAUAGCGCAUGGCCAUCCUCUCAGAUAGCCUCGACACGCUUCUCCUACAGUUCCGGGAGCAACUUGCAUGGAAGCUCUCCUCUCGUUCCUGAUAGCGCGAGUCCGCCAGUGAGUGGAGGGGGGAGACAAUCCGCGCGGUUCUCCGCGCUCCCGAAGCUACCGCCAGACACUGCACAAGGACCGUCCAUGUCUCGACGAACCUUCCGACUGACCCCAGCCAGCUUCAUCCCCUUCCCCCGGCAAGACCCCUCGCGGCCCUCCACGAGCGGAACAGGCGCAGGCACAGGGAUCGCCGGUCCCUCUACAGGCGUGAGCAGCACCGGCGGACCCACCACUACCGCCGACGACCACCACCUCCACGUUCGAGAUUCCUUCAUCGAUUUCACCGUUUCCUCGGACGUUUCGACCAUCUCGAACAACGGGUUCGUGACUGACACGAGUUCGGCGCAGGAUGUGCGGAGAUAUAGCACUCCGCCGCAGAUGCACCCUGCUUUGCCAGAGGAGAGAUCUAGAUGGAGUAGCUCGAAUAGUGCGGGGGUCUCAGUAGGUGAUGAGGGCAGGGGCGUCCAGUUUGAGGGAGGAUUCGGAGGACUCGGGAACGGUAAAGGAAAUGGUAACAGUAACGGCGAUGGGGAGAACAAGAGCCCAACAAGCGGAGGCGAGUCAUCAUCUUCCGGCGGCACACAGCGGUCAACGCGCUCCACCACCUUCCCAAUCCCAGUCCAAAUCUCCAUCCCGCGCAACUCGCAAUUCCUCAGCCCACACCGCCAAGUCCGGCUCAGCACAUCAGGCUCCUCCUCGCGCAGCGACCCGGUCCACGUCCACCCGAUGAUGGAGAACCUCGAAUCACCAACGGACAGUAUCCCCAUCUCCGCCUCGGACGUCAACUUUACCUAUAGCGAUGAUGAGCCUCUACCAGCUAUCGCACAGGGCCGUUCCAGGGCGUUCAUGGACCGCGACUCGGUGCUGGUAGGCCCCAUGAGCCCCUUCCGCGCCGUCCCUCCCUCUCCCUCAACCGAGCAGCACCACGGGACACACGAAUCAGACGAGGCGGCGGUGGGCCCGCCUACACCCCUCCCCACCGGCCUCUCCUCGCCCAACUACAUCGUCCAACGCGUGCUAGGGCUGAGCUCCCCAGCAUCGUCGGUGACAGCCCGCCCGCCGGGUCCAAGCUCCCAGUCUCAUUCCCAUUCCCAUUCCCAACUUGAUCUACACUCGCGCUCGCGCUCUGGAUCAACCUCGGCGUUCUUCAACACGCCGCUCUCUGCUCGGUUUGAGACUAGCCUCAAGGGAUCGUCAGAUCCGGACAUACCACGGACCUUCUAGUUCCAUCGAGUCCCUACUUGUCCGAAUUUCAUGUGUAUUUCUUUCUUGAUUACUUUCGUCGUCGUCGUGUUCUCUUCAUCUCUGAACGAUCUAUGGACACGUCCACCUCUAUUCAUCUAACGACUUCUCCUAUACCCUUCGCAGAGGCUGAUUAUCUAGCAACAACCCCCUUUUUCUUGGGUUAUUCAACUCGCAAAGCAAGCCUUCAAUUUCAAUUUUAGCUUCAACUUCUACAAGAUACUUUCUUUAGCUUUUUCAUCUGUACAAUUAGCCAACCAUUCCUUUUUCUUUUUCUUCAGCUUUCAAAAGCCUGUUGUACAACCCACCACCCCUUUUGCACAUAUGUACGAUACCAACCACAACCUUUCACAACCUACCACCCUCGCGUAUAUACUUGUACCCCUCGGUAGGAACCCAAACACCAAUCCAAAACCUUCUAAA
Messenger RNA from Coprinopsis cinerea okayama7#130, 3171 nucleotides. RefSeq lists its product as hypothetical. The record is from RefSeq and is a predicted model, not a curated record. The coding region runs from base 1 to 2730 and encodes 909 amino acids. The transcript has a single exon. NCBI's taxonomy places the organism in Eukaryota, Fungi, Basidiomycota, Agaricomycetes, Agaricales, Psathyrellaceae.